AUGAGCCAACAAAACUCCGAUCGAAUCGAGAUGCCAGCUCCUCAAGAUCCCCAGCAUUUGCCCAUCAGGCAACAGAUGGAGGCCCUGAUCCGUCGUAAGCAGGCAGAGAUCACAAAGGGUUUGGAAAGUUUGGAUACUGCCAAGUUCACAGCCGAUUCGUGGACUCGUGGUAACGACGGGGGCGGUGGUACUUCUAUGGUUAUCCAGAACGGUGAAACCUUUGAAAAGGGUGGUGUUAACGUUUCAGUCGUGUAUGGUCAAUUGUCGCCAGCGGCCGUUUCGGCCAUGAAGCACGACCACAAGAACUUGAAGCUGGUGGAGGAUCCAUCCACGGGCAGCCCUCAAGCAGAAGGAGUUAAGUUCUUUGCAUGUGGUCUGAGUAUGGUCAUCCACCCACAUAACCCACAUGCUCCAACCACACAUUUGAACUAUCGUUACUUCGAGACUUGGAACCCUGAUGGAACCCCACAGGCGUGGUGGUUCGGUGGUGGUGCUGAUUUGACCCCGUCAUAUUUGUAUGAAGAGGACGCUGAGCUGUUCCACAAAAAUCACAAGGACGCCCUGGACAAACACGAUAAGAGCUUGUAUCCACGCUUCAAGAAGUGGUGCGAUGAAUAUUUCUACAUAACUCACCGUGGUGAGACCCGUGGCAUUGGUGGGAUCUUCUUCGACGACUACGACGAAAAGGAUCCUCAGGAAAUUUUGAAGAUGGUCGAAGACUGUUUCGACGCCUUUUUACCUUCCUACCUGCCAAUCGUCGCUAAACGCAAGGAUACACCUUACACCCCCGAACAAAAGAAGUGGCAAGCCAUCAGACGUGGCAGAUACGUUGAAUUCAACCUGAUCUACGAUAGAGGUACUCAAUUCGGUUUAAGAACACCGGGGUCACGUGUGGAAUCGAUCUUGAUGAGUUUGCCUGAGCAUGCUUCCUGGCUCUACAACCAUCAUCCAGAACCGGGUUCUGAAGAGGAAAAACUGAUCAAAGUGACAACCAAACCUCGGGAAUGGGUCCACUGA
Molecule: messenger RNA, 1017 nt
Organism: Torulaspora globosa
Lineage: Eukaryota; Fungi; Ascomycota; Saccharomycetes; Saccharomycetales; Saccharomycetaceae
Gene: HEM13
Product: coproporphyrinogen oxidase
Exons: 1
Coding region: 1-1017 (338 amino acids)
Cellular component (GO): cytoplasm; mitochondrial intermembrane space
Molecular function (GO): coproporphyrinogen oxidase activity
Source: RefSeq, a predicted model, not a curated record